Petromyzon marinus (sea lamprey) is the source of this 5890-nucleotide messenger RNA. RefSeq names its product phosphatidylserine synthase 2-like. Gene Ontology annotation, biological process: phosphatidylserine biosynthetic process. Gene Ontology annotation, molecular function: L-serine-phosphatidylethanolamine phosphatidyltransferase activity. The record is from RefSeq and is a predicted model, not a curated record. NCBI's taxonomy places the organism in Eukaryota, Metazoa, Chordata, Hyperoartia, Petromyzontiformes, Petromyzontidae.
ACACACAGGGCAAGGCACACAUUACACAGCAGCAGCAGUCUUGAACAUACACACAGGGCAAGGCACACAACAACAGUCUUCAACAUACACACAGGGCAAGGCACACAGCAGCAGCAGCAGCGGCAAUAAUUAGAAGAUUGGCGCGUGGGUGUCGGCGUCGGAGACAACCGACAACAUCGUCAUCAUCAUCUUCGCUUGUCAUUCACACCUGUUCGUAAGAUCAUAAUUAUAUUAUCAUCACGUUUGAACAGUUGGUACCAUCAGUAAGUAGGCUUCGUCCCAUCGUCAUCAUUAUUGACAAUCGGUGACAUCCCUUAGCCAUUCGGUAUUACCAUCACCGUCAUCAUCCAUCACCAUAAUUCACCACCUUGCAGUGGCACGCACAAGUAAGAAAGCCAUCGUCAACGUCAUCAUCAUCAUCCAGGUGAUCGUCGUCAUCAUCAUCGUGGAGAUAGCCGUGAGUGAUGGCGGAUGGUGGAGGAUGUUCGCAACACGGGGAUGCCUCUGGAGGAGACUGCAGCACUUGUGAGUCCGAGAGCCCUGGGAUAAGCGAGAGCCCACGUCCCCUACUCCCCUCGGAGGAAGACCGCGUUCUAGAUGAGGAGCCCAACACCUUCUUCUGGCGUGCGCACACGAUCACCGUCCUCUUCGUCCUCAUUUGCGUCCUCGUGCACGUCACCCUCGUCGAGGAGACGCCCACGGACUCGGCGUACAACCAGAAGAGAGGCUUCAUCGCCAGCCUCCUGGUGUUUCUCUGCUUCGGUGUGACGCAGGCGAAGGAUGGUCCCUUCACGCGGCCACACCCGGCGUACUGGCGCUUUUGGCUCUGCGCGAGCGUGCUCUACGAGCUGGGGCUCAUCUUCAUCCUCUUUCAGACGGCAGACGACGGCCGUCAAUUCAUGAAGUUCAUUGAUCCCAGCCUGGGCGUCCCGCUGCCCGAGAGGGACUACGGAGGGAACUGCCUCAUAUACGACCACGGCCGCCCCGGAAACCCCUUCCACAACGUCUGGGAUAAAUUUGACUGCUUCGUUCUGGCUCAUUGUCUUGGCUGGUUUGCCAAGACGCUGGUCAUCCGGGACUGGUGGAUGUGCACCAUCAUGAGCGUGAUGUUCGAAUUCCUGGAGUACUCCCUGGAGCACCAACUGCCCAACUUCAGCGAGUGUUGGUGGGACCACUGGAUCAUGGACGUGCUGGUGUGCAAUGGGCUGGGCAUUUACUGCGGCAUGAAGACCCUGGAGUGGCUGUCCAUUAAGCCCUACCGCUGGCAGAACCUCUGGAGCAUCCCUACCUACAGGGGUAAAAUCAAGCGCGUGGCGUUCCAGUUCACGCCGCACAGCUGGGUGCGGUUCGCGUGGAAGCCGGCGUCCAGCCUGCACCGCUGGCUCGCCGUCAUCGUCAUAAUCUCCGUGUUCCUGCUGGCCGAGCUCAACACGUUCUACCUCAAGUUCGUGCUGUGGAUGGCUCCGGAGCACUUCCUCAUCACGGUGCGCCUCGUCUUCUUCAUCCACUGCGGCGCCGUCUCCAUGCGUGAGGUCUACGACUUCCUGGACGACCCGAAGCUGAGCCGUAAGCUGGGGCAGCAGGCGUGGAUCACGGCGGCGGUGACGAUGACGGAGUUCCUCAUCGUCAUCAAGUACGACCCCGGGACGGUGUCGCGCCCGUUCCCCUUCCACGUGGCGCAGUGCUGGCUGCUGGGCGCGACCGGCGUCCUCGCGUGGACCGUGUGGAGGUUCUUCAUCCGCGAGAUCAGCUUAAAGUGGCGGGCGCGACGAGAGGGGCACGGUGACUCGACGCAACGGGACAGGAGUCGGUCGCACUCGGACACGGACACAAACUCGAAACACGCCCGUCCACGGCUUCGGAAGUUCGGGCUGACCGAGGGCCAAUCCAACGGCCACAUGUGAACAAGAGUGGCCGUUUGCGCGCGUGUGUGCUUUUAACGCGAUCCGUUCGCUCUACUUGUUAGCAAGGAACGAUUGAACGCGGCCACAUCCGAAACGCGUUGCCUCUCUUUUAACGGCACCACAAUUUGAAAAAAAUGUGCUUUUUACCGAAGCGGGUAAAGGUAAAGAUACAUCCCCGCAAUUUCUUGCACACGCCACUGCUUGGCGGAAGAGCCACGCUAGAGGGUGUUUUGGUCUACUCUUCCACACUGACCCGACAUCUUGGAAGGAGGUGGGCGUGCGCGCGCAUCCCGCCCAGCACACGCGACCUACCGCUACCCGCGUGGCCUGCGUCUCUUGCCUGUAUGCGGUGUGGGGUCUUGCGUGCACGUGCGUCUCUCCCGCUGCGUGUCUGCGUGUACGAGCGUACGCACGUCCAUCCGUCCGUGCGCGUAUCGGUCCGCGUCAUCUAUCUCGAGGGUGAUGUUUGGGUCUAACUACACCAUGCUGACCAAGCGUCUUCUAGGAAGAGGCCGGUGUACCCACACUCUUGCCCACUGCACGUGGCCUGCCGCUAAGACUGUUUUGACCUGAGUGCCUUUGGGAAAUGUUUGUGAUGCAUAAGGAGUGACAUGCAGAAGGGAACAAAAAUGAAAUUUAACGCUGGAGGCAAUUAUUUUUGCGUACAAUGUCGAGCAAUGAUCUGUAGGGAAUCACUCGUUUGUGCGUUCCUGCUUAAACUGGUCACCUGCUUCGUAUUUAAUGCACCUCGUUUCGUAUGUUUAUGUGAUUAGCAAUAGCAUUCGAAGACAAUUGCACGUGAAAUGGUGUUACACGCAUACUAGGCGUGCAAAGAUUCACGACGCUCCACCCCCUCUCGGCCUACCGAUAAAUUGCCGGUGGCUUGGGGGGGGGUGAUUUCAACUGAGUUUGUACAUAUUUAAAUGCAGUAUAUAUAUACACAACAGGGUUUCUCAAACUCAUCUAAUCACGGUCCACCGCUUGUCUGCCUUACCAUGUUCACGAGUCUUGGUGGUUGGCGCAGCGGUAACACUUGUGCCUCACAGCAACAAAUAACUGGGUUCGAUUUCCCAGGUGCCUUUCUGUGUGGAGAAGUUUUUUUUUUAUUUUGUCCCCCUCUUAUACAUGAGUUUCCUCUUUCCUCCCAUAAACAAAAAAACUGACAAUGUAACUGCUGAAAAGGUACCUGCAAAUUACUCAAUUGGGAUCACACACAGCAACAACAUCACCCCCCCCCCCCCCGCUGACAGACAUGCUGCACGCUGCUCAUUCUUGCUAGACAGUAUCCCCAUGCGACAGUCGAGUGAUAAUUUAAAUCCAGAUGGACAUCUUGAUUAUGUGUGCGUGUGAAUGUGGUGCAAGUUAACUGGCAAAGGCAUGGGCAGAAUCCUGCUUGCACGUCUGAUUUCGCCAACAAUGCUUCCGAAAUAGCAAUGAGUUUGUAUACAAUGUAGUUACAUUUUUAUUGUUGUUGCAGGAACGCAUCGUUUAGACGGAGUGCUCUUGCCAAUAACGUCUGACACCACGGUAAACAUUUUUUUUUUUUACAAUCCUGAAUCUGCUGCUGACACGCAAAGUCGAAGCUGGUUCAGAGUUUCCGUGCUGAAACGCAUGCUACUGGAUAAUAAGUGGACUGGGAAGGCCAUGAGUUCAAAGGGCAAUGCAUUUAAUUUAUGCGGAGACACAGAAAGGAAUUCUGCCUCUAUAUGUUUUUUUUUUACGAAUUAUCCAGUGUUAUGGCACGUGUUUCACAAUCAUCGGUUGUGCGCAGCAUGUGACCACUUAGUUUGUAUUUGAACAGAGGCGAUUGGUUGAACUUGGAAAGAUCAACGUUAUCAAUGUACCACCAGGUAAUAACUUAAGAGACCAAGAUAAAGUCCGUCUUCUUUGCAAGAGGGACCUGGGGCAUUCGUCUUCCCGUGGGAACGAUUAUAUAUAAUCCCGAUCGAGUCCUUUUGCGGAUCGAUUUUCGAAAUUUGGACCUUGACGGUGGCACCGGACCGGCCCACUUUCGCGAAUCACGCUGUCACGGGGAUCUUUAACCUCCGCUGUGAAGUGGAUGGCGCGUGGUCUCACCACGGUUAUUGCCCACACCGGCGUUGAUAACUAGGGCAGCCGCUGGAUUUGAACCGCGAGCCUCUGCAAAAAGCGGUGCACGCGCUGGUGUGCGUGCGUGUGCAUUGCGGUGCGUUGCUAGUGACUGGCGUUUGAGAACUCCUGCACUUUAGAAUGUGUAUUUGCUAUGCAAAAAAUUACGCUGCUCGCUAUCGGCAGCAUCUUGACACGAACGCUCUCAAGUGUGAACUUUGCCCACAGCAGUUUAAGGUUUUUCUCAAAGAUAGCUUUUUCACGGUUGAUUGCUGCUUGUUAAAUUCAGUGUACCUCAACACAAAGUAAUAUGAAUGCACACAUACAUUUGUUUCGCUGUGUUGACGUGUUGAUGAAUUGCCGUCGUUUCGUGCUGCUGCUGCUGCGUCGUUUCUCGCGUUUGUUCUGCAGAGCUGUCCAAUGUAUCUUAGCAUUGAACGCGAUUCCCGGCGUUUCACUCGUCACGCGAGGAUCGUCUUCGGCAACUGAAUUGCCAAAGCCCUAAAAUACAUCGUAGUGCCACCAAGGGGCAUUUAGUGCUCGCGAUCUGAAUUUGUGGACCGUGUCCUUUUUAACAUGCGUUGUCUACCACGAGACUUGUGGGUAAGGACAUUAGUUUUGUGAUUUUUUUAACGUAGUUUUUACUUUAAAAUAUGGGAGACCUGCUUACAAUGUCCUCACUCGCUCGUGAAUUUGAGAGGUAUUUUGAAACAAAGCGUUGUGGUUUUCUAAUACCGUGCAGUGCGAGUAUUGAUAUUUGCAGCCGAGAUUCUUGCCACGGGUUUAAAAAACAAAAUCAGUGUAGCGCCUAUGAAUCCGUAGGUUUUCGGGGGUCGUCUUAAAAGGCCCUCCUGACGUGUUUGGGGUUGUACAGCAGGUUGUUCGGUACAAUGUCCGACGGUUCGCUACACAUGCGGAAAGUCUUCUCUUAGGAACCAGAAGAAAUACGCAGCAUGUCGAGUGAACAGUCGGACAUCGCGACGGACAACGCACGGAUACAACCCACAAACGAAGCGGAGAACCACCCCAGUGUAGAUGUCACCAAGAGGCUCCCUUAAGGAAGAUGCCUCUUGAUUAACCUCAAACACCUUGUAGCGUGGGGACUUGUAAAUCAAUCAUCUGGUGUGACCUUCACGAAGGACUGAGCAAUAAAAUAAUGAAUAUUGUCAUAUUUGUAAUUUACAGCUAUUAUAUCAGUCCACUGCUGGAUGAAAGGCACUCCCACACUGUCGGUUGUGGUUGUCGUUUGAUAACUCUUCACCGCUCUGGUCAGCAUGGAUUGGUGAUGACCUAACCCAAUUUUCGUUACUUGAAUUUACUCUCGUGUAGAAUAUACCCUCGAGUAUAUACCGUAGAUGGGGCGUGCGACAGGGCUGGCUGACGGUAACACAUCCAAGAACUUCCAGUCUAUCUAACCUUCAGUGUCUCCGUUAUGUUGUUUGUAAAUUUGCUUCCUGUGUCGUUGUAUUUCACCAAUUUAUGUUUGGGACAGAUGCUAAGGAGGGCUAUUGCCAGUGGAGGCAUUCAUUGCUUAAUAUUGCAGGUGCCCCCGGUUGCUUCUGGGAAGAGAUUGGGGAAUAGAGGAAUUAAUUUCAACCAGAGAUGUCUGGUGCUGAGCUCCAGAAAAUAUAUAUAUAUUUUAAAUUAAGCCCUGGGCAGAUGGAUUUAUAUAAUAUUGCGUGGUCAGAAGAGCUGCACAUUCCGGUGGGUUUGAAUUUUUGUACCGUAGGGUGAGAGUUGUCAUGCACGUGCUCAUUAAGAAAAGAUGACUGGCUGAAGUUAAUCGUGGAGGUAAUAAGUGUAUAUUUGCUGUUACGGACAAAACUGAUCCAUUGGUGAAAUUUACGAAUGAUGCUCUUGGCGGCUAUGAAUUAAACUUUGCAGAGUAACGAAAACUA